CAUUAACUUUCUCUCUUGCGCAGCUCCACUGCUCCAGUUGAGUUCAGUCAAGUUCACCAUUAACUCUUUCUUUCUUGUUUUCCCACCCAAAAAAAAAAAGAAAAAAAAUCCAGAAAUCUCCGAAUUUUUCAUCUCUCAAAUAGUCCGUAUCUCUACGUAGAAUUCCCGUAUCCCAUGCGUAUAUCAAACGCGUAGUCAUUCGUUAAUCAGCUCUCUUCUGCUUAUACGAACUUUUCUUUUGAUUCCGGGGAACACUCACUGAGCCAGAGAUUCGCUUCUGGACGGCUCAAAUUUGAUUUGGGUGGUGAAAAAUCAGGAAAUGAGAAUCGAAUCUUUGUCUCAGUCUUGCUAGGGUUUCUGGGUUUUUCGAAUGGCGAUCAGAGGUGUCGAUUUUAAGUGGUAUGAUGGAUUCUUUUUGUCAAUGCUAGCUACUAGUAUAAUAAUUGUGGCAAUCAAUUGGAAGAGAUACCAUCUCUGUACAUACCCCUUGCACAUAUGGAUUGUGGCUGACUACACAACUGUAUUUGUAUUUCGGCUACUGAUGUUUGUAGAUAAUGGCCUUGCUGCUGGAAUGGGAUUGGAUUUUGGUCCACAGCAGAGACAUGCUCGUUUCUGUGGAAGAACAGUAGUUCUCUCAAUUCUUGCUCUGUUGCUUUAUCCCUUUCUCUGGGUUUGGACUAUUAUUGGGACCCUAUGGUUCACCAGUGCCAGAAACUGCUUGCCAGAAGAAGGCCAGAAAUGGGGCUUUCUAAUUUGGUUGCUCUUCAGCUACUGCGGACUUGUUUGCAUAGCUUGCAUGUCAAUGGGAAAGUGGUUGACGAGAAGGAAAGCACAUCUAUUACGUGCUCAACAGGGCAUACCAAUUUCAGAAUUUGGAGUUUUGGUUGACAUGAUCCGGGUGCCAGAUUGGGCUUUUGAAGCAGCUGGCCAAGAAAUGCGGGGAAUGGGCCAAGAUGCUGCUGCAUAUCAACCUGGACUUUACUUGACUCCUGCUCAGAGAGAAGCUGUUGAGGCACUCAUUCAGGAACUCCCAAAGUUCAGGUUGAAGGCUGUUCCAACUGAUUGCAGUGAGUGCCCUAUUUGUCUAGAAGAGUUCCAUGUUGGCAAUGAGGUUAGAGGCCUUCCAUGUGCUCACAACUUCCAUGUAGAAUGCAUUGAUGAAUGGCUUCGGCUUAAUGUUAAAUGCCCUAGAUGUCGUUGCUCCGUUUUUCCAAACCUUGACCUUAGUGCACUAUCCAACAUUCGUGCUGAUUCAGAACGAUCAUCUUCUCAUGUUGUAACAACCACGCCGUAUGUAAGAACUCAACCAUCUAGCCAGAGAUAUCUGCUGAGAUUACAAGGGCUUCUCCGCCCAAUUCGCACAGAAAAUGCAGAACCUGUCGCUGAGGCAGAUUUUGCUCUGGAAACUGCUGAAAAUGGAAGAAUGGCUGUUGCAACUCAAGGCCAAGCAGAUUCAGAGCGUGUAGAAGUGCUGGUUGAACACUCCUCCCAUCAGCAAUAACCAGAGUUCGCUUUAAACACUCUAACCCCCUCAUGGGAUUGGACUUGGAGAAGCUAAUUUGAUUUUUCCCACCAAUAGCUAUUGCCCAAGUUCAUAACUUUCUCCUACCAUAUGAAAAGAAUUCAUUGAUUAAUUUGCUAAUGUUGAGAAGCACACAUAUUUUCGUUCAAGUAAUGGCAUUCGUCUUGAUAUUUGGAAGCUCUGUAGA
Coffea arabica (coffee) is the source of this 1709-nucleotide messenger RNA. RefSeq names its product E3 ubiquitin-protein ligase SIS3-like. Lineage: Eukaryota; Viridiplantae; Streptophyta; Magnoliopsida; Gentianales; Rubiaceae. Gene Ontology annotation, biological process: sugar mediated signaling pathway. The record is from RefSeq and is a predicted model, not a curated record. Gene Ontology annotation, molecular function: ubiquitin-protein transferase activity.